This is a messenger RNA of Gossypium raimondii (Peruvian cotton), 1512 nucleotides long. RefSeq lists its product as uncharacterized. Gene Ontology annotation, molecular function: RNA binding. Bases 122 to 1441 code for a protein of 439 amino acids. The record is from RefSeq and is a predicted model, not a curated record. Lineage: Eukaryota; Viridiplantae; Streptophyta; Magnoliopsida; Malvales; Malvaceae. The transcript is spliced from 3 exons.
CAAAUGCAUAAUCCCAAUCCGCCAUACGCUUUCUGGGGUUUAAGCACUUUGAUUUGGGGUUUAUGAUUUAUCAAGAAAUUAUCGAUCUUUGCCUCUCUCUGUUUUCCAUGUAAUUGCUGUAAUGGCGACAGCGCUAUUUCGUAGCCUACGCAGAGCUUCUCGACUUUCCGAUUCAAUUCUUCGCCAUUCCUUCUCCCUCAGCUCCCAAGCAACAAUUUUUAGUCCAUCGAAACUCUUAGUUCUACCGAACCCGACAACUCUUCCGUGGGUUUCGAGGCAUUUGAGCCAUGGAACCGUGAACCUGGUGAUAUCACAAGGGAAACCCAAGUUUGAAACCCACCAAUUUGACCCUCCAAAGAAGGAGAAAUGGAAGACUAAGAAGAGGUUCAAGUUGCAGAAGAAAAGAGAGAAAGAGAAGAGAAAAGCUGCCAAUAGGAGAGACCCACGUCGUCUUGGUCUCACUAGGAAGCCGAAGAAGAAGUUUGCUAAUGCAGAGGAGAGAAUUAAGUACAAGCUUGACAAGGCCAAAGUAAAGGAAGGGUUACUUCUCGAAAGACUUAAGCGCUAUGAAGUUUCCAAAGUUCAGGGACCUGUGGUGAAACCACAUGAGCUGACAGGUGAAGAACGGUUCUAUAUGAAAAAAAUGGCUCAGAAGAGGUCCAACUAUGUGCCAAUUGGGAGAAGAGGAAUAUUUGGUGGGGUUAUUCUAAAUAUGCAUAUGCAUUGGAAGAAACAUGAAACUGUUAAGGUCAUUUGUAAACCUUGUAAGCCUGGCCAAGUACACGACUAUGCAGACGAAAUUGCCAGACUGAGUGGUGGAAUCCCAGUUCAGAUUAUUGGUGAUGAUACUAUAGUAUUCUAUCGAGGGAAAAACUAUGUGCAGCCUGAAGUUAUGUCUCCAGUAGAUACAUUGUCCAAGAAAAGGGCGCUUGAAAAAUCAAAAUACGAGCAAUCACUCGAUUCAGUGAGACGCUUCAUCGCUAUUGCAGAGAAGGAACUGGAGUUGUAUUACAGACAUGUCGCACUCUAUGGUGAUCCAAAUAACCGUAAUCCGAUCUCAAUCUUGGAUAGUCCAACAAGGGAAGACAAGGAAACAGAAACACUUGAAAAAGAUAGUCAUGAUUUGACUCCGACCCGCUUUUCUUCAGGUAUUUCAGCGAAAAAAGUAGAUCCCAUAGAUGAAGAACUAUCAGAAACUGAAGAUGACUUAAAAGGUGAGGACUUGCCGAUGAGAGGAUCAGAUUCCGAAAAGGAAGUUUCAUGUUUUGAUGAAGAAAGUGAGGGAAUCACAUCUGGGUUGCAUGAGAGUGACGAGGAGGAGGAGGAGGACUGGUCUUUGAGUGAUUCUUGUUGUGAUGAAGAUGGUGAAGGAAGUUCGUAUACAGAAUUGGGUUCAUUCAAUGUUUCCCAAAGAUAUGAUUCUAAACAAUUGAAUUCUUAACCUGAGUAAAUAACUUUUCUUUUAGUAUAAAGGUGAUCUAACCAAGGUCUUUAUCCAUUCUAUUCAUGUUA